Molecule: messenger RNA, 891 nt
Organism: Gilbertella persicaria
Lineage: Eukaryota; Fungi; Mucoromycota; Mucoromycetes; Mucorales; Choanephoraceae
Product: cyclin-like protein
Exons: 3
Coding region: 1-891 (296 amino acids)
Biological process (GO): regulation of cyclin-dependent protein serine/threonine kinase activity; regulation of transcription by RNA polymerase II
Cellular component (GO): nucleus; transcription factor TFIIK complex
Molecular function (GO): cyclin-dependent protein serine/threonine kinase regulator activity
Source: RefSeq, a predicted model, not a curated record
AUGACAGGUGUAACAGAAGAAAAGAAACCACACAUUUUUGAGGAAUCAACACAGUAUCAACAUUGGCGUUUUAGUCCAGAACAGCUAUGGGAUAUCAGAAACAAAAGUACAGAAGCAGCUAUUGAUCGAGUAAAGCGUAAUAAUGAACAUGCAGAGAAUAAAAUAGAUGACAAACGCGAAUAUCUUUCAGCUAAAGAAGAACUUGCUCUAUGCAGUUUUUAUGAAAUGCAGUUACAGAUUAUGAGCAAGCACUGUAAAUUCUCAGAUAUGGUCAUGGCAACCGCAGUUGUCUACAUGAAGCGAUUCUUUCUGUAUAAUACAGUCAUGGACUAUCAUCCAAAGGAUAUAUUCUUGACAUGCUUGUUUCUGGCUACAAAAUCAGAAAGCGAACGUAUCUCCAUUGAUGAUUUUGGAAAGAACUUGCGAUUACCUAGUACUGCAAAUGUUCUUAAACUUGAAUUCACUGUCUCACAAGGCCUUAAAUUCCAAUACUAUGUGCAUCAUCCCUACCGACCUGCUUAUGGCUUCUUUUUAGACAUGCAGACUGGACCAACAGACAUCAAAUUACUCAAAGAAACUUACCGAAAAGUGGAUAGAGCUAUUGCUGAUAUUCUCUUGACAGAUUUACCUUUGAUUUACCAACCAUCUCAACUUGCAUUAGCAGCAUUUAUAAUUGCAGGCAAAGACAAUGGGUUUGAUAGUCAAGUUAGUCGCUAUAUCAAAAGUCGAUUCAAUGAACAAGAUGCUGCAGCCUUAUUAUCCAUCAUAGACAGUAUAUUAGACUUUUUUAAGGCAGUACCACCCAAAGUGACUCAAGAAGAGGCGAGAAAUAUUGAUUAUAAAUUGAGAUUAUGCAUGAAUCCAGCCAUGAAUCCCGAAUCUACUAUGUAA